Molecule: messenger RNA, 30718 nt
Organism: Porites lobata
Lineage: Eukaryota; Metazoa; Cnidaria; Anthozoa; Scleractinia; Poritidae
Source: the annotation of a GenBank genome assembly
AUGGCGGACGAAACACAAGAAGUUUGCUCUUUUCAUGAAAUGAGUAUAGACGAUCGACUUAUAAAGGUAAAUUCCAUUUUUUAAAAUUUGGUAUAACCUAAAUGCGUAUUUUAAUCUUCAUGCAGGGUUUUGUUUUUAUUUGACAGGCCAUAGCAAAGUUGAAGUGGUCACAACCGUCUCCGAUCCAGGUAUGAGCGCUAGGCUACCGUGUGGUUUAUCAACUGUUCUUCGAGGUUGCUUACUAGUACGUUUUCCCUAUUCAACGACAGAUAAUGCAUUUGUUCGUUUUUAACUUUGUACAAAAGCUAGAUUUUUCGAAUUUCCUCUCGAUACAAAACUUUAUAUUUCCAUCAUGCUGUGCUGAUUAUUACUAUACAACUGAACUUCAACUUCAACUUUAUUUCAAUCUACCUACAGGGCAUUAACAUCAACAAUUUUUAAAAACAUAUUUACGAGCGUUUACUAAUCUAUAAAGGUACAUAAAGGAGAAAAGACAAUCUUAGAGGAGAGAAAAACAUUGUACGUGCAUAGUGGCCAAAGGAGAGACAGGCUUUGAGUUGGCCAGUGUCAUGUUAGCUGUAGAAUUAGAAUCCAAAGAGAUGAGUUGGGUCGGUGGCGUUACUUGUGUGUGCCUUCGAUUUUACAGUAACCUUUUAUUCCAUAAAGAUCAUGUUUGAUUAUUACUGUUUACAGGAGAAAGCCAUUCCUUUAGCUCUGGAGGGAAAAGAUAUUUUAGCCAGAGCAAAAACUGGAUCAGGAAAAACAGCAGCGUAAGUUCUCUUCAAAGAAGUGCACCUGAUUUCCAAAGUCCUUAUACCGUAUACAUUGUUUAGGGCAAAAACCUCAACUUUACUACCCUGUUUAGGACAAAGGACAAAAGGCAUGCCAUCUUGUUUUAAAGCCAUUUUUUGGCAAUUGCUAUAAGGAAACUUGCCCAAAUUAGUUGUACAGGCAAUUUAAUUGGAGCAAACUCCCACAAAAUUAUAUACAUGUACCCUGUUUAACAGAGACUCACGCAAAAUUAUACACCCUGUUUAGACAGAGAGGUAAAAAAACUAUACCCUGUCCAGCAGCAUAUCCUGGUAUAGGGCAUUUGAGGGUGAACACCCCGCUUGAUGAACAAAAGUAAAGAAAUCUCACUUAGUAUUUAAAGAGAUCGUGCAGAAAAAUACUUCCAACUUUCUUUAAACAACUGUAUAACUUUCUAAAGGUAUCAACACGUACAUAUUUGCAACCCAGACGACCGGGUGUUCACAUAAUAAAGUUGUUCAAAAGGAGACAUUUUACUGUAUAUUAGAGUUAUAAAAUGUUACAUGUAUAUAGCUAACAGUGGAGUUAAUAACGCUGUGAUUAUUCUUAUAGUUAUGCAAUACCAGUGGUGCAAAGAAUCCUACAAGAAAAACAGGUGUGUUCAUAACAAAGUUGAUUAUUAGGUUUUUUAACAUGGUUUUAAUUCAAGGCUGUGCUUCUUGGGUGUAUAGUGUGCAUACCAUAUUAUUGGUUUGGUGCAAAGGCCAAGAUUUCCUUGCUGCUGAAAAAGGCAAACAUAUGUUUCCAUGGGUCACCGUCUGUUGCUGGGUCAUUACCUUGAAUAUUAACUUUAUUACUGGUUUCAUUUAUUCGUUUUCUUUCAUAUUCAGUAUAUUUGAUUACCGUAUUUAUUCACUUAUAAGACGCACCAUUUUUUACAAGAAAAUAUGCUUGUUUGAUCAAAAUCUGCUCAAAACUCGGAGUGCGUCUUAUAACCGAGUAUUUUUGCGCAACAAAAUAUAACUUUUCCAAAUUUCCCAAAUAAAUAAUGCUAAACUGAAAUGACUAUGUAAAUAAAUAUCUGUAAAUGAAUAAACAAAAGACAAACAACGUUGAUCAUUGACUUUAUAUGAUUUGUUGGUUCUGAAAAGAACUGGGGUGGCUCUGAAAAGAACCGUUUGUUUGAAAGCUCGGCUGAGCUCAGCUACUCGUCGUCCUUGCCUUCGCUGUCUGUCUCGAACUCGUUGUCGAUCGGUUCUUCUGCGUCUUCUGCUUCUUCUUCCUCGUCGUCCCAAACCGCAUCAUCUUCAGUUCCAUCGAGAGCAAAGGGAGCAAAGAGCGAACAUGCUAAAAAGCACGUGCUUGAAAUGAUUGACGUCAGAAACAAUUGAACAAAUUGCUAACCUCGCUCUCACGAAAUGAGGCAAACGUGACUACAAAUCGUUCGAUAAAAUUGUCAUGGCCGCUAUUAAAUACUCCAAAAACGAUAAAGGAAAAAUAACAAACCUUCUUCGUCCAUCCAGGCCUUCUUGUGUACAGAAACCUGCAUUCUCCUGGGAUAUUCCGUAUUCGCGAGCAAUUUCACGGUUGUUGUUCACGGCUUCUGCUUCUGCUACGAUCUUCAACUUGAAGUUUAGAUCAUAGGAAUGACGACGAGUGCUCGGCAUAAUUACUGAAAAUUUUCCUGUAAUUCUGGAUGCGCCUUAUAACAGGGUAUUUAGGUGAAAUUUUGAUUUUGCUUACUUGUCACAAUCGUCUUCGAAAGUUUAGGGUGCAUCUUAUAACCGAGUGCGCCUUAUAAGUGAAUAAAUACGGUAGAUUUAACUAUAGCAAAAUGUAAAUGAAUCCAACCAGAAUGAAAUUAGUAUUUGCCAGUGAUAUACAAGAAAUUUGGCGCACGCAAAAAUGCAACCUUGUUAACAGUUGUCUGAUAAGUCAUUAGACAAGUGCUAUUUUCAUCAGAUGCAUGGUGGCCAAGCAGUUAACAACUUGAACAACUUCAGAUAGACCUGUAAGUCAAGGUUCAUUCCUUGCCAUUGCCUUACUUGCUUACAAACUUUCCUGUUGCUAGCAUUUCUCUCUCUGCAUGCCCAGAUGUAUAUGUAAAGUGGAAUUUCCGAUUUUUGUAACCACCGUGGCAAAAGUUAAGGUGUAACUGGUUCAAAAGAUUAUAAGGUUUGAAAAAUCGGGUGCAAAAUUAGAAUACAGUGUUUGACUGGUGAAGGGAAUUUUGGUUUGGUUUGAAUCAUCAGGGGUAUUGAAAAACUGAGGAUUCCAGAAAUGAGGGUUUUAAUUCAAUAUUGUACAUUUAGGUAAUAGUGAUGUAAUGCUCAGGGUAGCAAUGCAAAUAUGGAUGUAUAGAAUCCCAUCCAGGAGGAGUAGCCAUAUCGUAAAUAACCUAAUAAGCACCCACAUCCAAAUAAACGCCUCCAAUCUAUUGAACAGGCCCUUAACUCUGUUAAAAUUUUCUUAGAUGCCCCUCUCUAAUAAGUCCCCUGUCUAUUAGACACCCUCUAUGAGAAUUACUCCAAAAACUAGGAAUUAGCAAAAACGAUCAAAAUCAUUCAAUUCACUUAGUUUCUUGCUUGAUCAACAAGGCUUUGCAUAUUUCAUCUUGUUCAUUGUCGAGUUUGAAUUAAGGAUACACUAACGAUGACAACACAAUGACCCUGAACAAGGAUUCUGACAUCGAUGUUGGGAUUUUAGAAGAGUGAUAUGGCUCUCUAGACGGCCUGAACAUAUAAUGGAGUGGACAUUCCACUAUUUUUUAACUCUCUUGAUAUAUUUACCAAAAGUAUAUUAGUUUGGUGGAGCUUGUUACAGUUUUUCAGUUUCUCUCUUUUAAAUGUCACUUAUCUAUUAAAAGCCCUCGCUUGGACUCCUAAAAUUAACUAGACACCCCGGGCAUUUAUUAGAUCAUUAAGGUAACUAGGUACCUCAUGCUACAGAAACUGGAUUAAGCUCUGACUGUUUUGGCCUCAUGGUGCUAUUUUACUAUCCUAUCGUUUUUAUCACUAACAGUGUUUUUAUUGUAUUUCAUUUUUUACAGGCUGAUUCCUUAAGCUGUGGAGUAAGAGCACUUGUGUUGGUCCCCACCAAGGAACUGGCAAAGCAAGCUCACAAAAAUAUCAAGGUACAGUGUAUAUAUUAGUCAGGUAGAAGUAGGGUCUGAUGGAUUAUGAUGGCUUGAUUUUGAGCUUUAUUCACCUUUUCACACAAUUUUGGCAUAACACUGAGGAAAUUUAUUUUCAGCGUAAUGUACAUUUGUAUGAUAUUGCGUUGCAGUGCUGAAAACUACAUGACUAUUAAUAAUUAUUUUUUAUUGAGUACUAAAUUUUUUAUUUAUCCUUCCUUGUAAAUUUAUUCAUUUUUUUGACACAGGAGAUAUCGUUGUACUGCUCUCGGGAAGUCAGGGUUGCUGAUGUUGCACAAGGAAAUCUUGCAAGUACCAAGUAAGAAAGCAGUGUACCCAGGCAUUUGUUAAACAAAAGCUUGGGGUGCUUCCGGCCUCUUAAAAGCAAAAAAGGAGCAUCAUGAAAGGAGGAGGGGUGUGAAGGAGGGAGGGAUGGAGAAAGGCAGCGCAUCGCAAAACCCGUAUUUGAAAACCCACUGGCCCCAUUUAAUGUCUGAUUGACAUCAGAAUCAAAUGCUACAUGUACAGAUGUAAAUACACACCAUACAUAGUAUUACUUAAAAUGUGUUUCCCUCCAUUCAAGGUCUCUGUUGAUGGAGAAGCCAGACGUUGUAGUGGGCACACCUAGUGUACUCCUUGGUCAUAUCCAGGCUAAAGUAAGUACUACAAAAAAUAGAUUAGUCAGGGCUAAAAGCGAAGCUCCCAUUGAUAAAAUAAUUUAUCAUUCAAAUCAAACAAUAAACUUGUAAUGCUUUAGGGGUGAUCCAUAUGACAUUAAUUUUUUGUAGGGAGGGGCUGGGUGAUUUUACAGAAAAAUUUAUUUGAGAAUAAGUAACUUGUCAACAGAAGACCUCAAAAAAACACGUUACCUCAAUGGGUGGACAUUUGAGCCUGCGAUACCUUCAUGUGUUACUGGUCGGUGGAUGCCCUUUUUUGACAGCUGUCAAUUGACUAUAGAUACAAGUAGCAUGGAUGUACAAUAUCAGGUACAUUGUAGCUAGCAGGUCUUACACCUAAGUUAGAAAGUGUGACUUUUUAUAUUGGUCCAAGCAGGUGGACAGGUGAGUGUACAGUCACAUGACUACCAAAAUUUCUUGGGUGGAUACAUGUAGAUGACCAGGUUAUCUUAGCUGUGGGGCUACGCUUGCUUGCACUUUGCAUGCAUGUGGAGCUCCACUAUAAUACUUUAAUACAUGUACAGAUCCUUCAAAAUGAACAUCAAAUGAUUGUUUUCUUGUCCACAGAAUCUUGAUCUUAAGACCAGUCUACAGAUGCUGGUUAUUGAUGAAGCUGACCUUGUGUUUUCAUAUGGUUAUGAACAUGACUUGAAGAGUUUGUUAAGGUAAAGUACAGAGAGUGUUACUGGGUUUUAUUGAAUGUGCUGCCUAUCAGUUUUGCUGGCAUUUAUUAUUAUUAUUUUUUGUUUGUUUUGUAGUCACCUUCCAAAGAUUUAUCAAGCAUUUCUGAUGUCUGCAACAUUAAGUGAAGUAAGUAACAUUGUUUACAUAAAGAGUUUUUACUUAAUUUUUUGAAAUCUGUUCAAAACUCUCACUAUAAAACAUGUACAUGUAAAAAAACGUCCUUGAAAGUUCUAGCAUACAUGUAGAGUGAAAAAUGACAUUUUAAAAUAAUAAUAAUGGUAACAUUAAUAAUAAUUUAAUAAUUUUAAUAAUAAAUAAUGAAUAAUAUCCUGCAAAAGUGUUCAAUCUACAGUAGUUGGCCUGAUUAGUUACUAUAGAAUUCCCAAAAUUAGCCCCUCCAAAUAUAAGCCCCCCAAACUCGUAAUGCAAAAAACCCUCUGAUAAAUCACCCCUCCAAAUACAAGUCCCCAGGGGCUUGUACUCAGAAAUUGCCCUCAAAUUCAAAAUAAAACAAAGUAAUUUAGAGUGACACUUAAAGUUUUACAUUUGCCAAAGAACUACAUGUCUUACAUGUGCCAAAUGACUGCGGUCAAAAAAAGUUCCCAGUAUAUUGCUGCUUGCGUAGUUCACUUUUCAGUCUUGGCUUGGAUUUCCUCAGUCCAUAUAGACGAAGUAGUUGCAUGGCUGUGUUUUAGGAAGGUCCAUGUCCUCAGUCAUAUAAAUCUGUUAAGUUGUAAUUGUACAUAAUUGAGCAUUAUCAGCGUUCCAGUUCAUUCUUUUGAGCGAGGGGGUCAUGUAGACCAUCUGAUGGGUCACCAAGACCACGUGCUAAUUAUUUUUUGUAAUAUUUAACUUAAUACUUAAAUGUCAUAUGGGUCAUGAAGCCUCCUUUGUCAGGUCAUUGACCAGAGACCAGUCUCUUAUCUGGAACACUGUUUAUACCUGUUGAUAGUUGUUCUUAUUUAAAAAUAAAUAAGUAAGAACUGCCGUGACAUGUAUCAACCACUGUCCUUUUUAAAAAAUUAACAGGCAAUUAAUAAACAGUAAUUAUUGUCCUAAAUAUUUAUUUUUCACAGGAUGUUACUGCAUUAAAAAAGUUGGUCCUGCACAAUCCAGUGAGUAUACAAUGUUUACAAGAUAAAUGUAACAAAAUUCAUGCAAACAAUGCUAUUAUAGAAAGCUUCUAACUUUAACUGAUUAGUUGAACAUAAUUUACACAACUAAAGUUAAAUAAAUUAUUGUGACAGUCUAAGUAUAGGUUGGCAUACAGACACCAACACAACCAGAGUAUAUAUAAUGGCAUUUGAAGCAUGAACCCCUCUGCUUUUAUACUGUUAGAGUAUUGCUACUGAUCUCCCUGGAUUGGUUGGCAAACUGUGGUCCAAGUGACACAUGUUCAUGAACAGUAUGUCACCAAUACCCAGUUAUAAACCUUGGUGGCAAAAGAGGCAAAAUCUAAGGCAAAGGUUUUUUUCCUAAAUGAGAAAAGAACACCAUUUUAAUCCCAGACCCCCAAUUUGCACAACACUCUCAAAUUUACAAUGUCAAUAAGUCUUUUUUUCUUUGAAGGAAUUGAAGAGCAAGUUUAAGUUAAAACUGAAAGGAAUUUUGCUCCAAAUGUCAUUUAAAGUACAAUGCAUAAUUUCAGAUUAUUUGGUUUUAUCACAGGUUAUCCUCAAGCUUCAAGAAUCUCAGCUUCCAUCUGAUGACAAACUUACACAGUAUUUUAUAAAGUAUGUUAAAAUACACAUAACAGUCAAGUCUAAGAGAGGCUUUUCUUUGGACAUUAAUUUACCUGAUGAAUGCAAAGUGAAUGCAGUAGAACGUCAUAACUGGAACUUGGAUAACUCAAAUUCUACCCCAACUUGAGCUAAUUUUCCUUUCCCACAAUCAAAAUUUCACUGAAAUUUACCCUGAUAACUCAAAUUCCUGCCAACUCAUACUGUUUUUUGUUUCCCUUCAGAGUUUGAGUUACUUGGGUUCUACUGUAUUUGUCGCACAGUAAUACAUUUUAGGAAUGUCAUUUAUGUUGCUGGGUAUAUGCCGUAUAAGAGGUUUUUUUUGUCCUGUUAUCCUCUUGUUUUCUAUGAUAGUAGCCGGGGGUCUAGUCUCCUUCACAGUCUCCUCCUGCUCAGUUUGGAGUCAUGGAAUGUUCUUGUGGGAGCAGGAGACAUUGCUUGACUCCGGACCGAGCGGUGGCAAAAGGGGACUGCUGGGGGUCAUGCACAUUGUAAGAUCUUGGCUGGUGGCAACUCUGACAUUUACACUUUUAUUUCAUGUCCAACUAUGUACGACAGAUGUGAAGUAGAUGAAAAGUUCCUUUUAAUAUACACGCUUCUUAAGUUAAGGUAUGAGGUCUGCAUAUUGUGAUAGUAUGUUGGUUCUUAUUUAGCAAUUUAUUAAUGAAUGAAGCUGAGUAGGAUAUGAAGAAUUAUACAGCUUGGCCUUGGUGGAUAACACAGAUUGAGGAGGGUGUUGACAACCCUCCAAGUUAAAGUUUUUGCUUAGUCGCCAUUUGGCGACCAACUCUUUAGGUUAAGGGAGACUUUUUUACAAAUCAAGUCGCCAGCUUCAAAAUUCUAGGUGCCAUGGCGACUAAAAUGGUCGCAACUUGGAGUGUUGGUUGAGGUGGAUAACACCCUCUGAGAUCUGCAUAUUUCUUUUUAGUUUAUACUAAAACAGUGGAUAGUGUUUUUCGCGCGCUCUGAUUGGCUACUCAAUCAGUGAAUAUCCUGCACUAUUCACUGAUUCACCUCCAGUUCCUCCAAAUGAGCGAUGCCAAACUCGCGUAAGUUGCAAGCAAAAUGCCUUCCCGGUUUGCUGCCUAAGAAACUAAGAAAUUUCACAACUAAUCAAGCAAGCUGUUCCCAAAAUACAUGAAGAAGGUGACGAAGUUUGGUUUGGAGGUUUUAACAGGUAAAGCUUUGUCUUUUUGACUUGAAUUUAUGGAUAAAACCGGUGAAAAAGUUUUUUGUUUACAAAUGCAAAUUAAGCUUAAGUCUUGCAUUACUUUAUAUGGUUGACUUGUUCAUAAAUAAGCUUAAAACUAAAUUUAAUAAUCUUUUUUACAGAGUGAUUUUAAAUACAAAACGAAUUCACAACUCCUUUUAAAGAAACUUCCCUGCAAGAGCUAAACAAAUGCCUUCAAAAGUUUUAUUUGUUGCCAAGAAAAAGCAACGACUGCGGCCGUUCAGUCAUCACGCGCCAAAAUUGUAAUUGUUGGUAACAGUAAAUGAGUUAAAAAUCACCAUUUUUGUGCUCAAUUAUCUCACUGUUUUAGUAUAAUUAUACUAAAACAAUUAUUCACAUCAGUGUCGGUGGCUAGUAGUGGAUAUUUACCUCACUGCUUCGAAGCCUCGGUAAAUAUCCACUACUAGCCACCUCCACUUCGGUGAAUAAUUGUUAUAUAUCCUACAAAAGCCAAAUUCAUUAAUUGUUUUAUUAUUCAUUUAAAAUCAUUCCUAGUUUAAAACAAGCUUACCUUCAUCGAUGUUAAUUUCACCUUGAUAGUGCGUGUUUAUAAGAUAAAGGGCUAUUCAGGUCUGCAAAUAUACUGUACUCCAAAUAGCAGAUGUUGUCCAUUGAGUUGUCUUCUUGCUAUGUUUUUAGACACUACAGUGUAGUUCAUCGUGAAAUGAGUAAAAUGUUCCGCCGACUGUUUGGCCCUUUUUCUUUUCACAACCAAAGCAACUCAACCUCGUCUCCAGGUCUUCUAGGUUAAUUAAUAGUGUGUUAACCCUCAACUGUGCUGCACCUUUGAUGUCAUUGGUUGAUUAAUCGCAAAAUUCUUCCAAAUUUGGUCAACAGUAGCUGGUUAUGGUGAAUUAUGUGUGUGUGUUUUAGCCAAUCAGAAACUGAGAAAUAUUUUGAAUGAAUAGUAAGUAGCAAUUAUUGAAUGAGGCUGAGUUUCAUCGGAAGAAUUAUUGGGGUUGAGGAGGGUGUUACCUGCUGAGGUUGCAAGGUUGAGGUGGAUAACACCCUCCUCCAGUAUGAGGACUGUACUGACAGUAUGUUGGUUAUUAUUAUAGCAAUAUUAUAGAAUGAGGCUGAGUACCAUCUCAAGAAUUACGGAGAUUGAUGGGGGUGUUAUCUGCUGAGGUCGCAAGGCUGAGGUUGAUAACAGCCUCCGAGAUCUUCAUAAUCCUUCAGAUGAUGAGAAAGGUCUCACCUCAUAUAGAGAGACCCAUAAAAAGGAUCAGAGUGUUGAAGGCCCCAUUGGUACACUCCUACCCAAAUUUCCCAUAAAUGCCCCUCCUCCUCUCCCAGGAGCUACAUGUGUUAAAAAUUACAUUUAUUUUCUGGACAAAAAAUGUUAUAGUUGCUAUAGGUAUCAUUAAGUUCAUUGUACCGUGAUAUACAUGUGUUCACACAUUUUUUCCUCUUUAUAACAGACUUGUCCAAGGGAAAACUAUUCUCUUUGUCAAUGGGAUUGAUAGGUGUUACAGGUAAUUAGUGGUAAUUAGUGGUGGUUUAGUUUUAAAUACGUGUAAAUAUGCAUUUCUUUGGAAGAAAGAGACAUAAUACAAUAGUACUCAUACACCCUGAGAGAUUGUUAACACCCAAACUAGACUACACAGCAGCCAUGGAAUGUACAGCCACUGCAUAACCCCUGUAGCAUAACAACAUCCAGCUUGAAGUUAGUCCCAGCAUUAACAGCUCAGACUUCUUUCUGGUCAGAGUUCUUUUGGUGCAGUUUACAGUCCAUGAAUGAAGUAAUGAGUUAUGAAUAUCCCCUAAACUUGACGCUAAUGUGAAUCUGUGUGACAGACAGUAAGGUGCCAGACAUCUGUAACAUCCAUAGUGGUUGUCUCAAAUUAUCCACAUACAAAAAUUAAUAGAUUAUUACUUUGAUUGAUUAAUUCUCCAGACUGAUUCUGAACGUCUCGUUAAAGAAAUUAGUUGAGAGAAUAUUUGAUAGAAUAUCAUUUUUUAUCUCUUUGGUGAGCAUUUUAUUCAUUCUCAAAACUUUUCUUUCACGAUUGUGAAUAUUAUUUGCAAAGAAUUGAUGUUGGUCGCUCUUAGGUCAAGUGAGAGUACUUUGAGAUGGAUGUACUGUUUUUUUUCUUAUCUGAGAAGAAUAGCAAGUCUAACCGUAAUUAUUACAGUUGUCAGAGAAAUGACGCACUUUUUCCUCAGUUAUUUAAACACUCAAGUGUUGGUCCACUGAGCUGGGAAUUGAACCAGUGGGGUUUACAGCUCCCCCCUGUGGUACCCAAGCAGUUGAGCUACAUGUAUGCAGCAGGCAAUGAACAUGACUGCAGUUGUUUACAUCCUUAAUUUGUCUUUUGUAUCAUCUGCAUUUUCAUUUUACUGUUCCAAGAUUAAGGCUGUGCUUUAGGAAAAAUUAAAGGAAGCCCAGUACUCUGAACCUGAAAAAUCUAGUGUGCCCUGCAGCAAAUGAUUUUAUGAAAAAUCAAGCAAGAGAAAGGCAUCAGAAGCGGCCUCCGGGUCUAAUGUACUAGAGCACAUCUUUGACGAUAAUCACCUAAAUUCUCUCCUUGUCUUGCAGACUUAAACUCUUCCUCGAACAGUUUUCAAUCAAAGCUUGUGUACUAAAUUCUGAAUUACCACACAAUUCAAGGUAAGUUUAAGUUAUAUUUGUGUUAGUUCUUUUCUGUCAUUUUACUUCUGAAGUGGUUAAUUACACGGUGUAGGAUGUUAUCUUCAAGUAAAUUGUUUGAUUGUCUUUUCUUUUGUACUUGAUCAAAAAAUGUUGAGUAACAUUUGAAUGAUUUUUGCCAUUUCUAGAUUACACAUUGUAGAAGAAUUCAACCGAGAUAUUUAUGAUUAUAUAAUAGCAUCUGAUGAGAGUGUUUUCGAUGCCGUUGCUGCUUCAUCCAGUAUCCUUAUCUAUGGCCUUACCUGCCCUAAACAAGCUAAUUGAGAUGUUUAGAUUAAACUACGAUUAAGAGCUUGCGUACAAGUACAAGUUUUCAAAGAAAAUUCUAGAUAAAUUUUGUUAUCAUAAUUAGGUGGAAUAAUUCUUUCAGGUGAUUGUACAGUGCAGAGUUUGUGUUAUCACCAAAAUAAAUUAUAAAGAUUACCAAUGAGGGCACCACUGUUUUGAAGUUGUAUCAAGCAAAUUCAGUAAAGAGGCUUUUUUAACGAGGUUAUACAAUUCCCAUGUUAACAGCUACUCCUGUACAGGUGUAUGGCGGACUUGUAUCUGACAAAAUACUAAUUUGGGGCAUAGACAGCAAACAGACAGCGACUUUCUGACAGUCAGCUCACUAAACAACAAAUAAAGUUGUUCUCCUUAAUAAACUGAAAAUAAUCAGCGAGUGUGAAGAAAAAGAAAAAGUGAGUAUUAUUAGCUUGACACCUGGGCCCAGUUGUUCUAAGGCCGAUUAGCGCUAACCCAGGGUUCAAUUUCUUUUUAGAGAUCCAAUCAUCAAAUUGUAGGCAAAAAGAAUAAAACUGAAUCUGCUUCUCAAGCUUUCAUAUCUAAAAUCAAAUUUCGCACUAACCCUUGGUUAACUUAACCCUGCUUUGAACAACUCGGCCCUGGAUAUUGUGCAGAUUAACUAGCCAGCUGUUUUAUUUCACAAGAAGACUACAAAUCCCUCAUAAUACAUGUGAUCGCUUAUCUAAGAGGAGUGAGCCCUCGUUUGUCGCUUCUCGCGUCUAACGACUCUACUAAACUAAGCAACCACUACCGGUCUGUUUAUGGGUUGUCUUGGUGGCUUACUCUAUUUCAGCUGUUGUACUACUACAUGAGAAAUUUCUGCAAUUUGAUUGGCUUAGAGCAGUGGUGUUUCAGCUUGAUUUGAAAUACCUACAUGUGAAAAUUACAAACGUUUUGCGGCUAGUAGUAUAAACAAAUAAUAGCAUGAUUUGUACGUGAUAGUUUGCAUAAAUACCACUCGUGAUAUUUGUAAAUUGUCUCAAAUUUCACUCGCCUAACGGCUCGUGAAGUUACGUAUAACAGUUUCGAAAUAUCACUCGUGGUAUUAAUGCCAAAUAUCACUACAAAUCAUGCUAUUACCUAUACUAAUUCUAUUCGAUGACAAGUCAUUUCCAAGUGUUCUUUAUGAAAUUGUGAUAUAAGCAGUGUGCUCGUGUCAAAUUUAAAACUAAAAUUGUCUUUCUUUGUGGACAGGAAAAAGAAAGACAACGAGUAUGGAGUAUCAAGAGGAGUGGAUUUCCAAGGUGAUAUGAAUUAGCUUACACAUCACGGUGUUAACUAUGAUUUCGUUGCGGAUGUUACGGUCGGACAGCACAGUCAGUCCAGUUGAGGCUGGCGCCUGGCUUCUAUGUCGAGGUUCUUUGAUACAGUGGAACCUCGAUAUAACGAAGGGCCAACUGCCCAAGGGACUGGCGAAAUUUGUUCGCUAUAAAGAGGUUUUGUUAUAUCAAACUUCUUUUCCAUAUGUGUUAAUAUUACUGGGGUAAAGAAAACCACGGUGUUCGUUAUACCGAGGACUUGGUUACAUGGAGGUUCUAUUGUAUCGAGGACUUGAUUAUGUAGAAGUUUUUGUAGGGAGGACUUAGUUAUGUAGAAGGCCGUUAUAUCGAUGACUUUGUUAUGUAGAGGUUCGUUAUAUCAAAGUUCCACUGUACCAAACCUCAGCUCUAAAAGCUCGUUUUUCAGUUGCUAGGAUUAAAGCUGAUUGUAAGUUACAAAGAGUUCCACUAUUUCGAGAUAAAUUAUUGUGUUUUAAAAAAAUGACCGAAAACCGAUUGGUAAUCCCCUUGAAAGAAUCAAAUAUCUCUCCUUUAAGUGUUUUAAGUUUAAGAAAAAUGUUUGAGAAUACCUAAUUUCAGCUCAGCUUUGAUAAAAAAAUAUGGAACUCACCAUGACAGUACAGAUAAGGAAACCGGUUUUUUUUUGUUAUUUUAGGUGUAGAAAAUGUCAUCAAUUUUGAUUUUCCCACAACUGUGGAUGCCUAUAUUCAUAGGGUGGGAAGGUAAGAGACACUUAAACUGUUAUAAUGGUUACUGUACUUAAUUUUACGCUGACAGAAUAAAGCGUUGGCUUUGUUUGGUAGGAGCAAAGAAAAUUUGAUUUAAGAUUAAAUUCUGUAUUUUCCUUCGAAUUUCUAGCCACUGUCCUUUUUCUUUCUUUGUUUUUAUUGUUAUAGUACCAUCUUGAGAAUAAAAAUACUCGUAAAAAUGUAGUUUACUUUAAUUAAAUACAGAUUUGAACCUCUUCAGCUGUUUUGCUGCGUUUUUUGUCAACAAACGAGAGUAGCAGUGUUUUUGUUUUCUUUCCAUGUUUGAUUGCGCUCAGUUGCUCAAUUCCAAGUCUUUUGGCCCUUUUUUUGAUACUGUUCUCGCUAACUGCGCUUCCGUUGGGGCGUGUCAGUUGCUUUAAAUAUACAAAUAAUUAUGCAAGUCUUCAACUUUUUGACCUUUUGCGCUUGACCUUCAAACCGUGUUCUUCCACAUGCCUUUCACAUGUCAUGAAUAGUUAUGAAGCCACUGAUGUUUUAGCCUCCCACGCAGGCAUUUUUAGGGGAGCUCGUUUUUCAUCCCUCCCCUAAAAACGCCUGCAUGGGAGGCUACUGAUGUGGGAAGCUGUGUCAGUUAUGUGUUCGUUUCCGUUAGUGUAAAAUGAGAUGCUCUCACGUGCUGAUUGUAAAUUAUCCUUGUGUUACAGAACAGCUCGUGGUGAUAAUAAUGGCACUGCGUUGUCAUUUGUGACUUCAGAUGAUCAUAAAUUACUUUCGAAAGCUGAAGAAGAACUUACCAAAGAGUGUACAGGUGCGUGAAAAUGUUCUGAUUCCUUGCAAAAACACGUCAUGAUCUCUCUGCACGUAAUAAAGAAGAUGCAAAAUAGAACAACCCAAAGCUUGUUACCGUCGGCAAUUUUUCAUGCAAUUUUUUUCUUGUCUCGCAAUUUGUUUUACCGUUGCGAAAGAAUUUAAACGAGAUGUUUUUCAGUGUAACCACUCAUUAUGCGGUGAGGCUUUGCCAGGCUCAGGUAUAUCAAGGGAUAGGGAGGGAAUACCAUUCGUCAGCAAAAGAUCGCUGAAGGGUUACCUUUUCUGUGAAAAAUGGUAUAUAUAAUAAACAAUAAGGGUAAGGAUUUGGACCUCGAGGUUGAACCUCCCUGGAUAAAACUUUGUUGAACUGUAGCCUAACCCGGAAAAUACGUUUCGAAAAUUAGAUCAUAAUUUCACAUUGUGCACCAAAAAUGUUGCGAUACAAGUUCAGUUUAGUGGCGUUACACUUUGCAGUUUCUGGUGAAGGCACAAUCAUGGACAAAAGUAUUGGGACCCACUUUCAUUUCUGUGGCGUUUUCCAAUUCACACAGGUCCAACCCCUCCCCUCACCCCACAAACAAUGUUGGACGCCUGUAUCCAGAAUUUUUUUCGAGUUUCAACUUUGUAUAGGGUGGGGGGGAGGGAGAACUGCAAGAAAUUUUCGAAAAGGAUGCACCAUUUUAAGAGCGAACCGAGAAAUGACAGAAAAGUACGAAUAUUGCAGUACUGUCCCAAGGACUUUUGUCCAGGAUUGCAGUUUUGCAACAAAUGUGCGAAACAAGUUGGGAGAAAAAUUGCCUUGAGUGAUGUCGCCGAGAAAUUACUCGAAAUCCUCUUCUUAAGUAGACAGUGUCUUUCUAUUCUAAUGCGCUGAAGUUGUUGGUCACAAUUUGAAACUACAAAUGCAGGAAGUGAACACUGAGUCUUUGUAAAUGUGUACCAAUUUUCCAGGAGAGAAGAAGCAAAUUUUCAAACCUUAUCAGUUUAAAAUGGAGGAGAUUGAAGGGUUCAGAUAUCGAGCACAGGUAAAGACUUAGUUUACACGACAUCACUCCUUCAUCCCUGACUUAAAGCAGAUAAAUAAACGUUUAACGCUUUUAGAAAUGCGAGACUUCUUGUUAUUUUGCAAGGCAUGUUUCGUGGCCUGCGUAGCAGACACGGCUAAGUUCCCAUCGCUGGUUUAGCGUGGGCCGGCUGCAACGGAUGCAGGCUACAUGUUUCCAUGACAUUUAUAAGAGUGGUUAGAUGGACAGAGACACAAGCUAAGAGGUCUUGAAUUUGAUGUCACAUUGAAUGAUACCGUUCCUAAACGGAAAAAAUGAAUUAUGAAAAAUCGUAAAUGACCUAAUAAACGCCCACUUCCAAAUAAUUAACAAUUAAUGAAUGAGGCUGAGUAUCUUAUGAAGAAUUAUGGAGAUCGAGGAGGGUGUUAUCGGCCGAUAACAUCCUCCGAGAUCUCCAUAAUUCUAGACAUGAUACGAAAGCCGAAUUCAAUAAUUGUUUUAUUAUUCAUUCAAAAUAAUUCCUACUUUAAAAACAUGGCAAAAAUAUGCUAACCUCCAUCGAUCCAUCGAUGUUAAGUUCAUCUUCCAUAGUGCACGUUUGGGUUUGUCCAGCUCCGCAAACCCCGAAAAGGGGUUACCUCACCUACCUGGGUUCCCCCACCUCCAUGUAAAGAGGCCCUAAACCUAUUGCUUUUUAGAAGUUCUCGUUACCGUCUCCGUCGUUGUUGCUAAAGCUUCCUAGUAACCCUGAGCGAGGUUUCUGACAUUGAUGUUGGGAUUUGAAAGAGCGAUAGUGACCUCUAGACGAAUUAUGAUGUAUCGAUUGAUGGAGUGGAUAUUCGGUUAUUUUUAAACCUUUUGAUAUUUUUGCCGAUAGCAGUGCACGAUAUAAGAAGCUUUGUUAUUGGCGCAUUUCUGAGCUCAUUGUUGUUAAAAGAGCAAAUGAUCUCUGAUCGCAAAGCAAGCGGGGGUUUUGAACACAAAAUUGCCGGUUUAAAAAUGGCAACAUUUAUAAGUAGUUGAUGUUUCUGUUGUUGUUGUUAUUGCACAGCCCCCUUAAAAAAAAAAAAAAAAAAAAACUGGCAAAAUUGCCGGGGGUUUUUUUUCAUUUACCCUGCGAGCAGAGGUCUCUCUCAGUGUUUACUACGAAGUCAUUCGCGAGGCUUGUCUGUCGCAUAGUUGGUUUGUUCACGUCCCGUGAGAAACCUCUGCAGCAAACCGUUUCUCACGUAAACAAACCAACUACGCGACAGACAAGCCACACGAACGACUUCGUAAACGCUAAAAGCCAUGCAAGAGAGAAACCUCUGCUCGAAGGGUAUGUUUCAUCAAAAACGUGCGUGAAAUCAGCACAAAACCGAUCGCUUUCUACCGAAAUUUGCUUUUUUUAACGAUCGUUUUUCGGCGAAAUUUGACUCGAAUUUUCCCGCGAAUUCUCGCGAAAUCGGCCGUUUUUUCUGCUAAUUUGUCUCUGAAAAUCUCACGAAGUCUGACUUUUUACCGCGACCUAUCAGAGGCUCUGUGUUGUGAACGGUUUCCUUGAUAAAGGUUCUUGAUCUGGUCGCCUUUUUCUCUCCCCCCCCCCCAAUUUUUUUCCUUCACGAACGUCAAUAAUGUCCAAUUAUGACCAAUCGUAUUUAAAACAUAGUGAACUUUAGAGCCGUAAAAGAGCGGACAAAAUGUCCUGUCAUCCAAGGGUUUGACCGGACAAAGCCUUUUUCAACCAGACAUUGUCUGUUGACCGGCCGUUAUUUGAACCCCUGAGCACUCAUUUAAUUUUCUUUUUUACGUAGUUACUUACGAGCUCGCUCAAGGUCACACGUAACUUUGUUAUAGAACUUCAUUAAUUUGACUCACUCUAUUUUUUUUAAGCUAACGGUCUUUGAGUGUAAAGAAAGUGUCAAGUCGAACCCUUUUAAGCCUCUCAUUGAAAUAUCGUUAUUUUAAAUCAAUAUGCACUGAAAAUGUUUCUUCUUUUUUUUCUUAACGACGGUUUUGAAGUGUACAUCCGAGGUUAACAAAGCGCAUUAGAACGGCAUUACGUAAAGAAAAAACGUCUCAGCAAAAGACCUCGUUAAUUUUCGCAAAAACACUAGGUAGACAACAACCUUGUUGUGCACAGGGAAGCUGUAUUGUGCGAACUCAAUAGCCUUUAAGGCUGGCGCAAAAAAUCCCCGUGAGAGGGAGAGGAAGAAAAGCGCGAAAAGGAAAAGGGGACCCUGUUCCCCAAUCCCCCUCUUCUUUCUCCAUUUUCAGUGUCCCAAUUCCCUCCCCUUUCAACGCUCGCUAUGCAGGCUAAAGCCUAAGGACUCCAUUAUAUAGCUGGACCCCUUAUCUAUUAUAGCAGGCACGGAUGCCAUUGAGUUUCACACUGUUAUUUUUCGAUUUGGAAUAAAAUAUACCUGCAAUAGCAGACAUAUCUAUUAAGCGGAUACUAGCGACAAAAUAUUUUCUUUUGCAAAUUCAAAAGCUGGUGUUAAAGAUUGUGGUUCGAAUCACCAAUUAUUGACUCGGCUUUAUUACAACUGAACCCUUAUUUAUUUAUUUACUUAUUUAUUUAUGUAUGUAUUUAUUUUUGUCGUAUGUAGGACGCGCUAAGAGCAGUAACGAAAUCAGCAGGUUAGUGAUAGAAUAAUACACCAUUACACCAAAUACAGGACAAAUGUUCCCGUCCAUGCACGCACAGUCUUCUGUUGGGUUCCUAGAUUUUGAGGGCGAUUGGACGUGUCUGCAUAAAGUAAAGACAAGUAUGAAGACAUCUUUAACUAAUUUUUACAAUGUUUCCCUCCUGCAGUAAAAGAAGCAAGACUAAAGGAAAUCAAGUCAGAAAUAUUAAAUUCUGAGAAGCUCAAGGUAUUCUAAUCCCUAAUAACUUUUAUUAUGAAAAACAGCAAUUAUUAGAUUAUUUAAAUAAUAUUCAGCCGAAGAGUAUUCCUCUACUUUGAAUUAACUAGAACGUAAAAAGCCAGCAAUUUGUGAUUGUUUCGUUAACUGAGCACUUGCUAUCAACCCUUACAGCUAUUAGCCUGGCAAGUUUCAUGAAACGUGCGACCAGUAAAAGUCAUUUUAAGUACAUGGGCGAGAAGUAAUUUUUUUAUUUAACCAUUUGAAAAAAGAGACGUGCUUUCGGCGUUAGUUUGAUUUGAAUUGUACUCUGUUAUUCGAGGGCUAAUAUAUGAGCCGCAAUUGCGGGUACUCUAGAUUUGCUGUGGUGACGUUUACCCCAUAUUACACCAUCUCGAUAUAUACUAGCCUGUGUAUCAUGAAGCAAAAAGGACAAGAGAAGUGAAAAGUUCAACUCCUAAGGAAGGCCUGAUGCUCAAGCUAUCUGGCUGUAAUAAAAAAAUCGAUUUAUAUCGCAUUUAAUUAACGUGCCGCCACUGCAGUGGUAUUAAAAGCGAUCAUCUGGCUGCAGACGAGGUCAGCCCGUCUCAAAAAUCAGCAACUAGGACAAACCUGUUUUUGGUGACAGGAACUGGGCCACUUUUAUUAAUGAGCGUAGCCCUGGGCGAACCGGGGAGUUCAUUGAAACAUUAUGAAAAAUUAAUUUUAAACUAUUGAAAUGCCUGGUCUGGUCUAGCGGUCUAGGACGCUGUGUUGUGGCCGUAGAAACCCAGGUUCGAACCCUGAGGCUAGCCCAUUACAGUUCUUUUUUUUAUUUUUUAAUAGUACAUUAUAUUUUUACUUGUGGACCCGAUUUUGCGAAGACAAAGAAAUUUUCACAACACAGUAUUUCAUCGCAAAACAUUUUAUUCACCUCAAAGAGUAUAUUACUGUACACACAAGAAAUAAUAAUAGUAAAGGAAUGGCUUUUGGCUACGUCAUCACUUUAUGUAGAGUCUAAUAUCUACAAGCAUCUGUUCUACCAAAUUGUCUUUGUAGCUUGGGUCUUGCUUCGUAGGUAGGUGCUUUUUCUUCAACAAUGAUAGGAAGUUCAUCUGCCCAUUGAAAUUACUGAAAUUUUUCUUUUCUUCUGCAUGAGAAGUAAGGUCUGUAUGGGUUUCUUUCGGAUCUUGACACUCGUAAGGUAGGCACCUCUGCAUGUUUACAAAACAGCUGUUUUUCUCCUUCACAGACUUUGUAAUCAGGAAUAAUGCGUUCGUAGAUACACGGCUAAUAUCCGCGCUCAGUCUCUUCAGGACAGAAGGGACACUCUUUCCACUUAACACAACGCAAGUUGGGCCACCAAAUACAGGCUUGAUAACCUCAAGGUUUCGAAGACACAGUGAUAUGUGAUAUGUGAAAUGCCGUUCACCAUACAUUUUAUAUAUAGUUUGAAUACAACUGGUUUAAAACCUGUCAACUUUGUCAAUACGAUUGAUUAACAAGUCUAACCAGUACCAACAGGUUUUACAAAAUUCAUUGAGAUGCAAAAUAGCUCUUUCAUUGCGUUCUCUUUCCUGCUGUGGAUAAACAAGCCAGUCUUGCUCAUACGGUGCCAGUAAAUCCAGUAUGUCUAGCAAAUCAUGCCAUAACCAGUAACCACGUGACUCAUAUUGCGGAGAUCUGUGAACGCAAAAUCUAGAUUUGACGACAACGUCUGAUUUUCUUGUACUGAUGUUGGAUUCUUUUUCUUCAGAUCAUCGUAGAUUAAAAAUGCUAAGCAUAUCCAGUAGGCCUCUUUUGUCCUUUACUUCUGCACCAUAGUUAAUGUGAUCUUCAUUGAUAUUUGGUACCAUGGUGCAAAGUUAAGCUCAAGAAUAAGUGAAAUGAAAACCUUGUUUCUCUCUUUUUGGGGUGUCACUCACGUAUGACCAGUUUGUCAGGAUUAACAAGGCUCCCAUUGUCUAUUGCUUCGUAAUCUUGCCGCUAUAGUUGUUCUCGGUUUCCGUCUAGAUGAUUUGCGUGCAGAAUCAGGUGGAGUGUCUGACAUCAAAGGAAGUGACAUUUCCUCUGGUGAAACAAGAGAUGUCAUUUUUUUCCACCUUGGAAUUUUUGACUCUCGUGUUCGAAGUGUUGCGAGCAAUUUUCUAGGUGCUUUAGUUGACUUUGAUUUGAAAGUAUCGAGAUCUGGGUUUGUUGAAGUUUCUUUAGGUGUGCGUACAUCAUUUUUCCCACUUGUAUCUGUGGUAGGCAAAGGAUCCGCUUUGGGAAGGACCAUGGUUGGUUUUAUCGUGGUCUCCGUUUUCAUUUGGUUGGUUAAUCCUCUGUAGUAACUGAUCCAAUAAAAACACUUUUUGGUCUUCUGGUAAAGGACACUCUAUGAUUUGCUUCAUGUCUUGGUCUAAUCUUGUCAGUGUUGGAAGCUGAGCAGGAGUAGUUAAACGUCGUUCUGUCUCCAGACUUUGUAAUAAAUGCUCGGGUAUGAACACUUUACCCAGUAAAUCAACAGCAAGGGGGCAACCAAUGCAGCUAGAGCUGGUAAAAAUCCUCCUUUUUGAUGAAGCACCUCCUUCUUCUUUUUAAGGCUCGGUUUCUUGCAAGCCAAAUACAGGAGCUUUGACUUGUGUGGUUUCAGUCGUUUAAAUGAUGAAGUAGGUACUAUGAUGUUGCCCUUAAGGAGAUUCAGAGCCACUUCCCCAAUAGCUUCCAUUUGUCCUAUGUUGGCAUGAGUUAUCAUAUCUUUUUGCUGCUGUUCAUUACUUUUAAAACAUGCACAAAGGAAAGGCAAAUGUUGUCGGAGUUUGGAUUGCUUUUGCAUUUGCUUGCUUUCCUCUUACCCGUUUUGUGAGUUAUAGUACCAGAACGUAAGACCAUAGUACCACCACGUUGAUUUGCAAUUCUUGACUUUACUGAGCGACAUCACUUACACACAGGCAUGUUGCUAACUAACGUCAACAGUCAGAGGGCUGUCUGUUUUAUGCGUUUUCUUGUUGAUGUAAACCGCAGGGUAAGAUUGUGAUUCAGGUAGGAUGUUGCUGUGUAAUCGUAGGGUGACCGGUGUUCAUGGAUGUAAAUCAAACAUGAGAUAACCAUAGGGCUGUGAUGUCGCAUCUUGAAAACUUUCCCAUACGUAAGGAACAUGUCCUGCAAAGGCUUGCUGCGCCAGCGUUCUUAAACCCAGUGUAUAGCGAGGAUUAUUAAAAACGAUGAUGUAAUGAGCAUUGAGAGAAAUGCUUCUGAAAAUUUCCCAAGUGGAAAAAGGUUCUGGGUCAAAUAGGGGCAAGUGACAUUACAAUGAUGAGACACUUGUAAAUAGAUCCAGGAUAUGUUCGUCCUCACUACAGUUUCUCAUAAAAUCAUCUAACACGAGUAUCCCUGUACGACAAUGCAAUGGAAAUAAUGCAGGAAUAUCUUCAGGAAUACCCUCCACAAACGUAAUUUGUGACGCCAUGUCUUGAAAGCCCUCUUGUCACUGUCCGUAACAGUACACGAUUUUAUGGUCUGGUCUUUCAAACAAAACAUUUGCAUAUUUAAUAAACUGUCUGGUGAACGUGGUUUUUCCACAUUAGCUGGGGCCCUUGAUCAUGAUACUGCAUGGACAUUUGAAUUGAGCCAUGUUGCUCACUGAGACAAGAAGACCAACUGAUGUGAAAACUACAGGUGUCAUUCCUUUUAUAACGGUAUAUCUGGAGACCAACAGAAAUAUGACACAACGUUUUCAUUUUAAGCAAUGGUUUAUUGAUUCAUUACGCCAAUAUUUUAAUGAUUUAGAAGUUUGCUCAUACUGAGAAAACGGUAGGUUAUGUCUAAUACUCGUCAACGAUUUUUUUACAUAACUGUGUACAAAAGUUGCUACUUGUGCAUCAUUCCACUGUGUAUCGUGUUGUUCAAAUUUAGCUUGAAUUGUGUUCAUAUCAACGUUACGUGCUUGAUGAAGUAAAUAAAACAAACAAUAGUCUUCAAGUGUCUGAAGUAAGUCCUUGGAAUGGUUUAUCAUUGUAACGGGUCACGUUCUGGUUGAUGUAUCCAUCUAUGCCAUAGGUAUCGGUAGAAAACCCAUAACUGUCAAAAAAACUCACUCUCCCGCAGCAAGAUGAAGUACGUGGCUACGCAGUGCGUCCCAGGUUUAUCAUGAGGAUCCGUAUUUGCAAUCAGUCCAGAAGGAUACUUGUUAACAAUAGGUAACUUGUCUGUCGGGUAGACACCUUGCAUAAUAGGAGCCAACAUGGGAUCUUCUAUUGUCGCUUGCCAUAACUCAAAAGUGGUAUGCAUUGUCUUGUUUUUCAAGCGCCUUGAGACAGGUCGUACACCAUGCAUCUGUUACAAUCAAUUUCUCACUGAUUUUGAAAUUCUGUGUACACAAUUAAAUUGAGAACCGCUGGCAUUGGAGUGUUAAACUUCAAAUACAAAUUGACGUUACCGCUGUAAUGUGAAACCAGGUGACUAGGGUGACAAUUUCCUGCUGGUGUCAGGUCUAGUCUGAACAAACCAUUCCCUUGCUCCCACUCUUUACGAUCAAUAUGCCAACCCAUGGCCACAGUUCAUAUCUCCACUGCCUGAGAACAAGGUGUUGUAGCCAAAAAGCUUUUUUGCAACUUGGUGCAGAUAGGUGCCACUUGGUGCAGAUUGGUGCAAAUUGGUGCAGUUUCGUGUAGCUUGGUGCAGUUUGGUGCAGCUUCAUGCAACUUGGUCCGGUUUGGUGCAGAUUGGUGCAACUUGGUGCAGUUUGGUGCAACGUAGAGCAGUUUGCUGCACCUUGGUGCAAUUUGGUGGUGUUCGGUGCAGAUUGGUGAAAAUUGGUGAAACUUGGUGCAGAUUGGUAUAACUUGGUGCAGCUUGGUGCACUUUAGUGCAACUUGGUGCGGAUUGGUGCAGUUUUGUGCAACUUGGUGCAGAUUGGUUUAACUUGGUUCAUUUUGGUGCAGUUUGGUGCAACUUGAUGCAACUUGGAGCAGUUUGGUGCAACUUCGUGGAUCUUGGUACAACUUGAUGCAGUGAGGUGCAGAUUGGUGCAACUUGGCGCAGUUUAAUGCAACUUUUUGCAGACUAAUGCAACUUAGUGCAGUUUGGUGUAACUUGGUGCAGUUCGGUGAGUUGCACCAUUCUACACCAAUUUGCGUCAAGUUGCACCAAUCUUCAUCUGAUUGCACCAAGCUGCACAAAAGUGCACCAAAGCGCAUCUAGUUGCACAAAGAUCCACCAAGUUAAACCAAACUGCAUCAAGUUGAAUCAAAGUGCACCAAACUGCACCAAGUGGCACAAAUCUGCACCAAAUUGCACCAAUCUUCGCCAGACUGCACUAAGUUGCCCCAAAGUGCACCAAGUUGCACCAAUCUACACGAAACUGCACCAAGUUGCACCAAAUUGCACCAAUCUGCACCAAGUUUACCUGUCUGUACCAAACUGCACCAAGUUGCACCAAGGUGAACAAAGUGGCACCAAGUUGCACUAAAUUGCACCAGUCUGCCCCAAGAUGCACCACGUUUCAAUAGUCUGCACAAAACUGCACUAAUCUGCACCAAAUUGGGCCAAUCUGCACCAAACUGCACCAAGUUGCACUAAAGUGCACCAAUUUGCACCAAAAUGCAUCAAAUUGCACCAAGUUGAAUUAAUCUGCACCAGACUGCACUAAGUUGCACCAAUCUGCACCAAGUUGCACCAGGUUGAACCAAACUGCACCAAUCUGCACCAAAAUUCACCAAAUUGCAUCAAGUUUCACCAAUCUGCACCAAGUUAAACCAAACUGCACGAAGUUGCACCAAGCUUCACCAAACUGCACUAAGUUGCACCAAUCUGCACCAAGUUGCACCACGUUGAAUUAAUCUGCACCAAACUGCACUAAGUUGCACCAAUAUUCACCAAUCUGCACCAAGUUGCACCAAACUACACCAAGUUGCACCAGUCUGAGCCAAGUUACAGAAAGCUGCACGAAGUUGCACCAGUCUGCACCAAAAUGCACCAAAUUGCACCAAAUUGCACCAAGCUGCACCAAUCUGCACCCAAAUAAACCAAGUUGCAACAGUCUGCAGCAAACUGCACUAAUCUGCAGCAAAUUGCCAAUCUGCACCAAACUGCACCAAGUUCCACUAAAGUGCACCAGUUUGCACCAAAAUGCACCAAAUUGGACCAAGUUGAAUUAAUCUCGCCAAACUGCACUUACACCAAUCUUCACCAAUCUGCACCAAGUUGCAGCAAACUGCACCAAGUUGAGCCAACCUGCACCAAUCUGCACCAAAAUUCACCAAAUUGCCCCAAGUUUCACCAAUCAGCACCAAGUUAAACCAAGCUGCACCAAACUGCUCCAAGUUGCACCAAGUUGCACCAAACUGCACCAAGUUGAACCAAAGUGUACCAAGUUGAACCAAACUGCACCAAGUUGCACCUAUCUGUACCAAACUGCACCAAGUUGCACCAAUCUGCACCAAGUUCUACCAAGUUGCACCAAAAUGCACCAAGUUGCACAAAACUGCACUAAUCUGCCCCAAAACGCACCAAAUUGCACCAAGUUGCACCAAACUGCACCAAGUUGAACCAAAGUGCACCAAGUUGCACCAAGCUGCACCAAACUGCACCAAGGUUUAUCAGUCUGCACCAAGUUGCACCAAGGUGCACAAAGCGGUACUAAGUUGCACCAAAUUGGACCAAUCUGCACCAAAAUUCACCAAGUUGCAACAGUCUGCACCAAACUGCACCAAGUUGCACCUAUCUGCACCAAGUUCCACCAAAUUGCAUGAAGCGGCACCAAGUUGUACCAAAUUUUACAAACCCUCACCAAAAUGCACCAAGCUGCACCAAUCUGCACCAAACUACACCAAGUUGAUCCAAACUGCACUAAGUUGCACCAAGCUGCACCAAACUGCACCAAGUUACACCUAUCUGCACCAAGUUGCACCAAACUGCUUCAAGUUGCACCAAUCUGCACCAAGUUGCACCGAGUUGCACAAAGUGGCACGAAGUUGCACCAAUUUGUACCAAUCUGCACCAAAAUGCACCAAGUUGCAACAGUCUGCACCAAACUGCGCCAACUUGCACCAAACUGCACCAAUCUGUACCAAAAAUGCACCAAGUUGCACCAAACUUCACCAAGUUGCACCAAAAUGCACCAAGUUGAAUUAAUCUGCACCAAACUGCACUGAGUUGCACCAAUAUUCACCAAUCUGCACCAAGUUCACCAAUAUGCACCAAGUUCCACCAAGUUGCAGGAGGCUGCACGAAGUUGCACCAAACGGCUCCAAAAUGCACCAAGUUGAACCAAUCUGCACCAAACUACACCAAUCGGCACCAAAUUGCACCAAGUUGCACCAGUCUGAACCAAACUGCACUAAGUUGAACCGAACUGCACCAAGUUGCACCAAGUUUCACCAAACUGCACCAAGUUGUAGAAAGUUGCACCAAAUUGCACCAGUCUGCUCCAGAAAGCGCCAAGUUGCACCAUUCUGAACCAAACUGCACCAACUUGUACCAAUCUGCACCAAAAUGCACCAAAUUGUACCAAACUGCACCAAGUUGAACCAAAGUGCACCAAGUUGAACCAAGCUGCACCAAGUUGCACCUAUCUGUACCAAACUGCACCAAGUUGCACCAAUCUGCACCAGGUUCCACCAAGUUGCAGAAAGCUGCACCAAGUUGCACCAAACUGCACUAAUGUGCCCCAAAAUGCACCAAAUUGCACCAAGUUGUACCAAACUGCACUAAGGUGAGCCUCAGUGCACCAAGCUGCACCAAACUGCACCAAUUUUUACUAAACUGCAGCAAGUUGCACCAAAAUGCACCAAAUUGCAAAAAAAGAUUUAUGGCUACAACACCUCGUUCUCAGGCAGUGGGUGAGUGGAGUCAUGGGUUGGAUAUUGAUCGUAAAGAUUGGGAGCAAGGGUAUGGUUUGUUCAGACUCGACCUGACAGCAGCGAUAAGGUCAAUUUGUAUUUGAAGUUUGACACUCCAACGCCAGCUGUUGUCAAUUUAAUCGUGUACGCAGAAUUUCAAAAUCAGUUGGAAAUUGGCCGUUACAGACGCGUGGUGUGCGACCUGUCUCAAGGCGCUUAAAAAACAAGACAGUGGAUACCACUUUUGAGUUAUGGCAAGCGGCACUUCAAGAUCCCAUUUUGGCUCUUCUUAUGCCAGGUGUCUACCCGAGAGACAGGUUACCUAUUGUUAACAAGUAUCCUUCUGGACUGUUUGCAAAUACGGAUCCUUAUGACAAACCUGGGAUGCACUGGGUAUCUUUUGUAUUCUUUUGCUUAACUUUGCACCAUGGCAACAAAUGUCAAUGAAGAUCACAUUGACUAUGGUGCAGAAGUAAACUAUGAAAGGACAAAAGAGGCCUACUGGAUAUGCUUAGCAUUUUGAAUCUACGAUGAUCUGAAGAAAAGGAAUCCAACAUCAGCACAAGACAAUCAGACGUUGUCGUCAAAUCUAGAUUUUGCGUUUACAGAUCUCAGUCAAUAUGAGUCGCGUGGUUACUGGUUAUGGCAUGAUUUGCUAGACAUACUGGAUUUACUGGUACCGUAUGAGCACGACUGGAUUGAUUAUCCACAGCAGGAAAGACAACGCAUUGAAAGAGCUAUUUUGCAUCCUAAUGAAUUUUGUAAAACCUGUUGGUACUGGAUAGACUUGUUAAUCAUUGGUACUGACGAAGUUGACCGGUUUUAAACCGGUUGUAUUCAAACUACCGUAUAUAUAAAAUGUAUGGUGAACGGCAUUUCACAUAUCACUUAAACCAAGAUGAGUUACACAAAGUGUGGACUGUGUCUUCGAAACCUUGAGGUUAUCAAGCCUGCAUCUGGUGGCCCUACUUGGGCUGUGUUAAGUGGAAAGAGUGUCCCUUCUUCUGUCCUGAACAGAUUGUGCACGGAUAUCGGCAGUGUACGAACCCGUUAUUCCUGAUUACAACGCCUGUGAAGGAGGAAAACAGUUGUUUUGUAAACGCUCAGAAGUACCUACCUUACAAGUGUCAAGAUUCGAAAGAAACCCAUACAGACCUUACUUCUCAUGCAGAAGAAAAGAAAAGUGUCAGUACUUUCAAUGGGCAGAUGAACUUCCUAUUAUUGAUGAAGAAAAAGCACCUACCUACAGUCCAAGACCCAAGCUACAAAGACAAUUUAGUAGAACAGAUGGUUGUGCAUAUUAGACUCUACACAUAAAGUGAUGAUGUAACCAAAAGCCAUUCCUUUAUUAUUAUUAUAUCUUGUGUGUAUAAUGAUAUACUCUUUGAGGUGAAUAAAAUGUUUUGCGAUGAAAUACUGUGUUGUGUUAAUUUCUUCGUCUUCGCAAAAUCGGGUCCACAGGUAAAAAUAUAAUGAACUAUCAAAAAAUAAAAAAAUAACUGUAAUGGGCUGACCUCAGGAUUCGAACCUGGGUUUCUGUGGCCACAACCACAGCGUCCUAGACCGCUAGACCAGACCAGCCAUUUCAAUAGUUUAAAAUUCAUUUUUCAUGAUAUUUCCAUGAACUGCCCGAUGCGCCCAGAUCUCAGCUCAUUAAUAAAAGUGGCCCAGUACCUGUCACCACAAACCGGAUUGUUCUGAAAACCGGUUUGCCCAGCCCCCAGAACUCAGCUCAUUAAUAAAAGUGACCCAGUUUCUGUUCUCCCAAAACCGGUUUGCCCAGCCUCCUUUCCUCCCAAAACCAGUUCAUUCUUGAAAACCGGUAUUGACCCACCCACAUGCUGAGAGGGCGCCAUUUUGAAUGAAAUUUGCCCAAGCAUCCGUGUAAGACUACUAGCAUAAUAAGUCACAAUCUGUCAAUGAGACUUUUCUGUUGUUAUUUUCGUUAUCUAGGCAUACUUUGAAGAUAAUCCAAGAGACUUACAAGUAUUGAGACAUGAUAAGGAUCUACAUCCCACCAGAAUACAACCUCACUUGAAAAAUGUGCCUGAAUACCUCGGUGAGUUAUUGAGCUUGAGCUAAUUUUUACUUUAAAUACAAACCAUUCUCAAACCCCAUCAAAGAUAAGACAUAACUUAUCUUCUGUUAAUCCUAACUUUAUUUCUUUUGGAUCAGUUCCAGCGACUCUUAAACCAUCCAUGGCAAAGUUCUCAAGAAAGAGAAGACGCCCACACGUUAUCUCGUCCGAAAAGAACUCCGCUCACAAUACAUUUGGCAAGGUAAAUGAGAAAUAAUUGAAAACAUAUGUUAUAGUAUAUAUAAUUAUAGUUUAAAUACUUUGGAAACAGGGAUUCUGUGUGAAAGUAACUCAACAAAGGGGAAAUUGACUAUUUCACCGAGACCCGAUAAUGCAUCUUGUUUACCCCACCCCCACCCCACCCCCCCCCACCCCCUAGGAUAAAUAAACCUUUUCAGCUGCUAUGUUUUGUUUUCCAAUUCAGACCACGUGAUAUUCUCCAGGGAAUUUGCCUUUCGUCUUUUCAUUAAUUAUGCAUACAUGUGCACGUGAAUGCACGUGCAUAAGACGACAUUUGAAAGAAACAGAUCUCUGGGGUACCAUCACGUGAUCUAAAAGGGAAAUAAAGCAUACAAACUAAAAAGGUCGAUUGGAAAAACAAGGUGCAUGAUGGUCCCGGUGAAAAUGGUGAAUAAUAAAUUGAAUGUUUAGAACCUUUUAACCAUGUGAUAAAUUGAAAGAGAAAUGCUGUCUCAAACUUGCAAGCCAGUUUGUAACAGGUUUACAGACCCUCUAUUUUCUCUCUAGAGAUCAUCAAGAACUCGUAUAUGAAAAUAGCAACCGCAAGGGUUUCAUUGAUCAUAAGCGUGAUGUCGAAUUUUCCAAAAGAAGAGGAAAAAACCUCAGUGGACAGGUCACUUUAGAUUCCCUCUGAAGACAAACGAGCGCCUGUUUUUAGUUACUUGACACUGUCAGAGUGAGUCUUUAAACUUUUAGGUGAUCGUGGUUACAUCUAUAUCUAUAUCCCGGCGUUGACGCCAUAUGUGGGUUGAGUUUGACGUUGGUUCUCUCCUUUGCUCCUGGAGGUUUUUCUCCGAGUACUCCUGUUUUCCCCUCUCCUCAAAAACUAACACUUCCAAAUUCCAAUUCGAUCUGGAACGCACGGACACGUUUAAACGAGUUCAUAUGAACUACUAAGUGCUUCGUGGGUAAACAAGCAAUUUACAUUUUUUUUACACCUCUCUUAUACGGACACCCUUUAGUGUCCGUAUUAGAGAGAACCGACUGUACUCGGCGUCUUACAUUUCAAGUAUCCUGUUUUAAUUGAUUACUUGGAAUCAUAAACAAUUUUGAAUCUAUUUUUUUGCUUCUCUUUUUGCAUCAGAAACGUAAAUUGGAUCCAUUGAAAAGCUUCAAGUACCACCAACAUCAGCACAAGGGAAAUAAGGUGUGAGUCUUUUUGCGCUUCCUCAGUCACUUCAGCUUUCUAUAAUCUGAACCCAGGUUACAAUUUCCCAUUCAUAUUUUUCAUCAAACCGCAGGGAAUGCUUGUUUCAUUGCUUUUCCUUGCAUGUUGAUUCAAUUCGUCUGACGUCACAGAGAAAUCAGUAAAUGGCUUAGCUCCAUGUGAAACUUUACGUUGGUCUGUGGUUAGGGCACCGAGGAGAUAUUGCCUUUGAGCAAUCAGAAGCACUACCGAGAUGAAAGUAGUGGCACGUCAUCAGUAUGGGAUUUAAGUGCUCGUUCCUCUGACGUCAUGUCCCGGUGUCACGAAAAGUCAGGUGUUUUCUCACGCAAGGAGAUUUUUGGUUUUGAUAAAAUAUUAUUCAGCCUUUGCCACCACGAUCCAGUUUCAGUUACGAUAAUAAAAACAUAAUCUAAAAUAAUCUAACGGAAGCUAAUAACAAUCAUGGAUUAGAAUUUUACUUCCGGAGUUAUAUUGCUAAUCAAUCUUUCAGGAAACGGGCCCUUGUCUACAGGGAGGGUCGUCACGCAACGCUCCUCCUCACUAAUACCGUAAAAUUCCGAAAAUAAACCCCUCCAUGUAUAAGGCCCUAAAACUCGUAACGCAAAAAACCCUCCGUUAAAUCGUCCCUCUGAAUAUGAGCCCUAGGGGGCUUGUACUGGAAAUGCAAAGUAAAACAAAGCAAUGCCGGUGCAGUAACAUAUAAAUUUUUGUAUUGCCAAAGAGCUAUUUCGUGUGCCAAAUAUAGUGUUAGUCUGAUGUGUUGUGUGUUAAUCCGUAAGUAGAAAAAAAUACAUUCAGUCAUCAAGACGUGUUUCUUUCAUUUACCCAGGGACAUAAUAAAGGAAAGAGAACUUAAUCAGUGGCUGGUAUACGUCUUUCUUCUGUAUGGAAACAGAACAUAGAUGAUCUGGUAGCCAAUCACCACACAGAUGAAAAAAAGAAACGCGUGACGAAGCCCUAAGAACGUCUGCGUGGGGGGCCAUGGUUUGGUGACCAUCAAACGAGUCUCGUCCCAGUCUUCUGUCCCAGUCUUGCCACUAAAUGACCAAAUGAAGUCAUUCGGAUUAAUUUCAGCUACUUCCUACUCUCUGCGGGCGAAAGACCUCAAACAAUGGUGUGGAAUUCAGCUAACACUUUUCACUGGUUGUUGAUGCUACGGAAACUACUAAUGGAAAAAAAGUGAUUCGUUAAACAUUAAUCAAAUGGACGUUUUCUUUGUCGACCUGUGCAGUUUUAUAUCUGUUAGCGAAACCUUGUACUCAAGAAAAAAACGCAUAGCAAUAUGCUAUCGACGCAAUCAGAAUCAGGCUACCGUUGAAGGUUUAUUACUUGUAAUGAGUUUAAAGAUUAAUGGACGAGAAGAGCAUCAAAGAGCAGUUUAACUGGACAGUGUUUGUAUCAUCAUAUGACGUUCUUAAACUGCAGAAUUAUAGCUGAUAGUUACUAGUAGGAAAAUGAUAAGUCAUUUUCUGUCUUAGUUCCUCCGGCCAUUAAGAAAAAACAACGGCUUAUAGCUGGUAAACCGUGCUGUCAGAUAUUAUGAGGUAAAACUAAAGGGCCAGGAGCCCGUUUCUCGAAAGUCCCGAUAAUUAACGGGCCCGGUAAGCUGUCUCCGUUUACAUUAAAGAUCGAGG